Dermatophagoides pteronyssinus (European house dust mite) is the source of this 533-nucleotide messenger RNA. RefSeq lists its product as uncharacterized. Lineage: Eukaryota; Metazoa; Arthropoda; Arachnida; Sarcoptiformes; Pyroglyphidae. The record is from RefSeq and is a predicted model, not a curated record.
AACAACUAUCGAUUGUCGAAUUCGAUUGUAAACAAAACUUUUUACGCUCAUCACUUUUCUGCGACCUUUUUUCAUAACAAUUUCGGUCAAGUGAAAAAAUGCAAAAUAUCCGAACAUUUUCAAAUCAACUGAGUGGCUCGGUCCGUAGCUAUUCGAGCGAUUCGAAUAGUUUGCUCAAAUUGGCAAUGGCACAAUGGAAUAAAUUCUGGUAUGGAGGGGAACAACCGUACAAAAGUCGUGAUAUCAUCUAUGAAGAUUUGCUGAGAGACGGUAAAUCAUUGGUGAUGCAUCGAUAUUUGCAGAAAAUUUUAUAUGCACGACAUAAAGCCCGCACACGCUAUGUUAAACACAAUGAGCAUAUUCGAAAAUUGGAAGAUAAAAUCAGCGCUGGUGGAAUGGUCAAACCGAAAAGUUUCGCCAAUCGAUUCUAAUGUUAUGUAGAAAGAGGAAAAAAUUUUGCUGCCAAAUGGCUUGUAUUUGUAUUUUAAUUUGAAUCAUUCAAUAAUGGUUAUUAUGAUUAAAGAGAAAAAUAG